This is a messenger RNA of Sclerotinia trifoliorum, 1986 nucleotides long. Lineage: Eukaryota; Fungi; Ascomycota; Leotiomycetes; Helotiales; Sclerotiniaceae. The record is from the annotation of a GenBank genome assembly.
GGGUAAAUAAUACCUAUAUAACUGUCCCGCUAUCCCGAAUUCUUAUAUCAACUUAUUCUCAUUCCAUCCCAUAUCAUCUCAUACAAAUAUCUUUUUAUUUUUUUUACACUGAAGUGAGUAGAAACCAAUUAUAUCUUUGAAUACAUCUGAUUCAUAUUCUAGCGAGAAAAAGGAUAGAGAAAGAGAAACAGAAAGAGGGACAGAAAAAGAUAACAAAAUGUCACACACAAAUCGAUCGGAAAAUGGGCCAGUUACGGAAGUCGCGAGGUUGACGUUGAAAGAUGGAAUUAAAGUUGCGGAUUUGGAGGGAGAUGGGGAGUAUGCGAAGAUUUGUAAGUGUCAAUUUCCUUGAUCUGUGGUUUGUGGUGAGAUGGAGUAUAAGACAGAUUGGCUAGGUGUGAUAUUGUGAUGAUGGGUAGCUUGCUUGGUUUGGUGGUUCUGGUUGUUUGGUCUAAUGAGUAUAUACUCGAAAUUUAGGGCGUGGAACUUUAGAUACAAUUGCUUCUCAAAAAGGAUAUAAUGGUUCUUAUUAUGGGGCUGUGAUUGAGGAGACGGAGAAAGAGGUGUUGGCCUGGUAUAUUGGUAUGUUGCUCUGUUCACUAUGCUUCUCUCCCAUUUGCUAUUCUCUUCUCAGUCUUCCCAUUGAUUAUUCCCUGACUAUUUUCGAAUAUCUACUUCUCCAAUUUCUGAUAUUUAUAUGUGUCUCUAUCAAAUAUAUAUCAUAAUACUAAUUGACAAUAAAAAGACUGGACCUCGCUCGCUCACCACAAAUCCUUCAUGGAAUCUCCUGCCUAUCCCUCUCUUCUCGAAAACAUCAGCUCAAUUAUUCAAGGCGCAGAUAUUAAGCAUGUAGAAAAACUGAACGUCAAAGAGAUUGCUGGGAAAGGUGUCAUGGAAGUAGCUGUAUUCUUUGAGUGAGUCCCCUCGCCAAUUUUCCAGAUUCAUACUCGCCGUUGGCUUGAUAUAUCGCCUAUUUCAUUUGUCGUAUACUUCGAAAUCCCUUUCUCUUACUGCACGACGAAUCUGCAUUACUGACUAUUCGCUUUUUAGUGUGGAGGAUGUUUUUAUCGAGGUAAAUGAUUGAUGCUUUUUUUUAAUAAAAAAAUCAAUUUCAUGGAGAGGUUCGAGUAGAAUUGGCAUCUGGGAUUCGAAAAUCCAAAUUUCACUUCUCACUCCUAGCCUCUCAUUCUAACUUUCCGUCCCCAUUUCUAUCACGCCCCUCGUCCUGAACAUUCAACCCACCACCCACCAUACCCCAAAAAUCAACUAAUCAGCUAACCAACAAUUUUCAACAGGGAAUAAAUAACUUCAUAGGCACCCUCAAAAAGGUCCAGGCACAAAAGAAAAUCGCAGGAUUCCUUGGAUUACUUGAAUAUGGAGAGGUGAUUGAGAAGAUUGCUAAGAAUAGUGAUGCCAAAGAGGAAGAAAAGGGAAGAGCGGUGGUUUUUGUAGUUGGAUGGGAGAAUGUGGCUGCCCACACGGUUCGUUUUACCCCUUUUCUUCUCCCCCAUUGUCGGUUUUGCUUUUAAGUCAGGCCACGGGAGAUACGGACCAGAUGGGGGAUGAGAGAAUGGGUAGAUGAGAGAAAAGAUAAAUUGCUAAUAAAACAACAGGCCUUUCAAGGUACACAAGAAUUCAAAGAUACUAUUGGUUAUCUGACCAAAGGCAUUAGUGGGUUUGACGUGGUACGUUUAGUUUCUUUCCUUCUUCGAUUUUUCUAGUGAUGAUAUCAUGAUGUUAUAUCAUAUCAUUUGAAGUUUAUGCAGUAUCAGAAUAAAUAGCUAAUCUACUCAUGAUGGGAAUAGUCCCAUGUAGCACUUAAGAGUGCUUGAUUUGGUGCUGGUGUAAGUGAAGUGGUACGAAGUGAAGUGGUACGAAGUGAAGUAAGUGGUGUAGUAGAUUGAUAGUGAUUUAUAAUUGAGUGAGUGAAUAGAUAUAGAUAUAUUAGUAUUUAUAUAUUUAAAUAAACCGUCUAUAAUACUUGAU